Messenger RNA from Capronia epimyces CBS 606.96, 1065 nucleotides. RefSeq lists its product as uncharacterized. Gene Ontology annotation, molecular function: hydrolase activity. NCBI's taxonomy places the organism in Eukaryota, Fungi, Ascomycota, Eurotiomycetes, Chaetothyriales, Herpotrichiellaceae. The transcript has a single exon. Bases 1 to 1065 code for a protein of 354 amino acids. The record is from RefSeq and is a predicted model, not a curated record.
AUGUCAGUGGAUAAAAUCAGACCAUACAACGACCCACGGAUCUCACUGCGCAGCGCGCACCUGAACGGGAUCACGUAUGGGUACCUGUACAGCCCGGCAUCUGCCUCAGCAGUAAAGAAGCGAGGCACCAUUUUCCUGGUCCACGGUUUCCCCGACCUCAGUCUGGGCUGGCGGUACCAGAUUCCAUUGUUGACCCAGCUCGGCCUGGACGUGGUGGCGGUGGACUGCAUUGGUUACGGCCGCACAGAGGCCCCGCCGUUCAAGCUGCAAGAUUACACAUACCGGCGGGCGGCGGACGACCUGGCGGAGCUGGCUCGACAGCUCGGACUGACACAGAUCAUCCUGGGCGGACACGACUGGGGCGGCGCCAUUGUCUACCGCGUCGCCCAGUAUUACCCACAACUAAUCAAGGCCGUCUUCAGCAUCUGCACCCCGUACUUCGCGCCCUCAAACAAGUACGAGCCGCUGGGCAUCCUGGUGCAGAAGCGCCUGCCCAACUUCGCGUACCAGUUGCACCUUGCCUCGGGUGAGAUCGAGGCUGCCGUCCAGUCGCCCGCCGAGAUCCGCCAGUUCCUCAACAACCUAUAUGGCGCCCGCACCUCGGAGGGCAAGUUCGCCUUCGACACCAACACGGGCGUCGACCUGGCCGGCCAACCCCGCGUGGGCAAGACCAAGCUACUCGAUGACGAUGAGCUAGACUACUACGUAACCGAGUACUCCCGCCACGGUCUCCAUGGACCGCUCAACUGGUACCGCAACCGCGAGGACAACUUCAUGAACGAGUGGAGGGACUUUUUCCAGUCCGGCAACAAAGACGCCGCCGAGGUCGCUCGCGACGUGACCAUUCAACAGGAGGUCUUGUUCGUCCUUGCCACCAGGGAUCAAGCACUCAAGCCUUUUAUGGCCGAGAGGAUGGGCGAGCAGAUUCCCAAUCUUACCAGGCGCGAGGUAGCCACCAGUCAUUGGGCGUUGUGGGAACAACCCGAAGAAAUCAACCGCCUCAUUGAGGAAUGGCUGCAGGAAAAGGUGUUUGAUCAGACAGGUGACCGGGAGAUCAAACUGUGA